AUAUAUUACACAUUUAAUUUAGUUUUAUAUGCACCACAAGCAACCAUGAGGGGAGUCAACUUGGAAAGAAUCAAAGGGGGCAGAGAGAGUGUUUGAUAAAAUAAAGAAACCCGAUCAAACUGUUUCGGAUUCUUCACGCUUUCUCUUUGAAAUGUCCGUUUUCUAAUAUAAACCCUAACCGAUUGCACAGAAAAUCUAUUUUCCAGCGUGUUUGUAUGUUAUCUGAAGAACCCUAGGCAAUAGCAUUUCAAUCCAUAACGAAUUUCUCUACAAUUGCAAUAUUUUACCAAAGUUUUCUAGGUUUGAUUGAAGGGGUUACGAUAGAUAUAAUAGAGAGGGAAAGAAAUAGAGGAAUUCUGGUAUUUGGUGGAUGGUCUCAUGGGCGCAGCGGGGUCAAAGCUCGAGAAAGCUCUAGGAGACCAAUUUCCUGAAGGCGAACGAUAUUUCGGACUAGAAAACUUCGGUAACACUUGCUACUGUAACAGCGUCCUCCAGGCUCUAUAUUUUUGUGUUCCAUUUCGUGAACAGCUACUCGAAUAUUAUGAGAAGGUUAAAAAUCCAGAUGUAGAAGAAAAUCUCCUUACAUGUUUGGCAGAACUGUUUACACAGAUUAGCACACAAAAGAAGAAAACAGGUGUUAUUGCUCCAAAACGCUUUGUACAAAGAGUGAAGAAAGAAAACGAACUUUUCCGUGGUUACAUGCAUCAGGAUGCACAUGAAUUUUUAAACUUCUUGUUAAACGAACUAGUUGAUAUACUAGAGAAAGAAACAAAAGGUACAAAAGAACAUUCAUCACCUCCUGAAAAGAUUCCCAAUGGUAUACAUAUGCCUCAAGCCAAUGGUGUUAGAAAGGAGCCCUUGGUUACAUGGGUUCACAAAAACUUUCAGGGCAUACUCACAAAUGAAACAAAGUGUUUAAGAUGUGAGACUGUAACUGCAAGAGACGAGACAUUCUUGGAUCUGAGCCUUGAUAUUGAGCAAAACAGUUCCAUUACAAGUUGCUUAAAAAACUUCAGUUCCACCGAGACUUUAAAUGCUGAGGAUAAGUUUUUCUGCGAUAAGUGCUGCAGUUUACAGGAAGCACAAAAGAGGAUGAAGAUCAAGAAGCAGCCGCAUAUUUUAGUGAUACAUUUGAAGCGAUUCAAGUACAUGGAGCAGCUGGGAAGGUACAAGAAGCUGUCAUACCGUGUUGUGUUUCCACUUGAGCUGAAGCUAACGAACACAAUGGAAGAUGCUGACUGUGAGUACUCUUUGUUUGCGGUGGUGGUCCAUGUUGGCAGUGGGCCCAACCACGGGCAUUAUGUGAGUCUGGUGAAAAGCCAUAACCAUUGGCUGUUUUUUGAUGAUGAGAAUGUGGAGAUGAUUGAUGAGUCAGCGGUUCAGACUUCAUUUGGUUCGGCUCAGGAGUAUGCAAGCAACACUGACCAUGGAUACAUUCUGUUUUAUGAGAGCCUUGCUGGAAAUAAUAACAUCACCUCCUGCUGAAUUAAUCGAUCUUUUUUUUUUUUUU
Molecule: messenger RNA, 1510 nt
Organism: Lactuca saligna
Lineage: Eukaryota; Viridiplantae; Streptophyta; Magnoliopsida; Asterales; Asteraceae
Source: the annotation of a GenBank genome assembly